UUUUUUUCGUUUGUACACUCUCUUUUGCGAUUCUGCUGAUUUAUUUAAUAAUCGAAUUUCUUCUCUUUUUCUCUCUCUCUCGAUAAUAUAGGCUGUACAGUGCGGGCACUAUUUCUUGCGUUGAAUAAUUAAUUUCAUGGUUGAUUGACCACUACGCCGUUAACGUUUCAUUUUGCUACGCCGUUUCGUUUUGCCACGACGUUUCACUUGCCUGGCUCUUUUGUUUCGAGAUCAUUCGUGUCUUGAUUUUUCUCAAUUGAUCAAGUGUUAAUUUAUUGGGAAAAUCACAAAAACCUCUUCAUUGACAUCGACAUAUACAUCAUGGCGGAUAGAAAGCAUGUAAGACGCUCGAGAAGCCAGGGCUAUUUUCAUCGGAGAAGACCAGAUGAUAUAUACAUCCAGAAUCCUCACGAAUUUACAUUUCCAUACUCUAAACCGGAAGAACUGCCAACACCUGGAUUGUUAUUUGACGAUGAAGAAAAAGAAAACAUAUAUUUCCGGGGCCUGGAUAUAGAGGCCUCCUCGCCUCGAAACUUCUUCCUCGAAAAACCACCCACGAAUUGGAAAUCAGAGCAAUCACCUAUUUCUCCUGGUGUUACCGUGUUGUUAACUCCUGCUUACGGCGAUGCGGAUGGCGAUUUGGAUGUGAUGGAGUUCUUUCAGGCGUACGUUAUAAGAUUUUAUUUUCGUACAUUUAAUUUGAGUUUUUAAUACUUAUUCUUUUCGUUUGCAGAGCGGCAUAUCCCGGACAACGAGCGGUGCGGAUUACUGCGGACAGACCACGAGAUAUACAGAGAUCUGCGAAUGUGGAUAAGAAGAAACGUCCAUCAAAAGUUGGUCUUCCGUCGCCGAAAACUCCCAAGGCUUGGCCAUCGAUCGUGGAACCUGAUAUUAGUACCCUUCCCAGUCAGGAGGAGGUUGAAAGAAAUGUUCUGGAAGCUCGUCGCAAGCUCGUUGGCCAGAAGACCUCGGGUAAUAAUGGGCGUCCUCGACUUGAUAAUCCAUUGGAAGCAUAUCUUGUGGCUCCGGGACCUAUGAAAACUCGAAAACAGACGAGAUCGCCAUCUCCGGGUAUCAAUUACGCAAAGAGGUCUCCUGAGCGUGGCCAGAGUCGAAGCCCGGCGGUUGGUGAUCGAAAACGAUUUCUUGAACCACAGCAUUCGCUAUUGCAAAAUAGGCAGCAGGAAAGAUCUCCAUCGAAUGAGGCUAAAGUACUCAGAAGUACCCGUAGUGAAAGGAGUCUGCUAGACCCAACAUUCGGAAUUAACAAUAGCAUAUCAAGAACGCCUAGUCCAGUCUUUGAUUUCGACGACUCAGAAAUCACAGAUAUUGAGAGUGGCACUGAGGAUGAUGAGAGAGGCAACGAGAGAUUAAGUAGAUGUGAAACAUUAUCAAGCCAAGAUCCACAUAGUCCGAUGUUCGACAGUCCGCCAAAGCCAUUGGAAAAAGAUUGGAAAUUUCGUCUUCAACAAGAUUGUGCUAUGGGUACUCUUGGUGCUUUACAGUCACCUUCGAUAUCUUCCUCUGCUAGUCAAACCCCUCGAAAACUCCCAAAGUCGACGAAUAAAAGACUGGGAGAGAUUGGAAUACCUAAUUAUAGUGCUAUGUAUUCACAUGAUUACACAAUGAGCACACAUACAACUCGUCCUCGUCAAAUUAGUGCCGAGGUAUCAGUACGCUCUCCCAUCUCACCUAAUAUGCCGCCUCGAAGAAGAAGCCCACCUAUAAUGGCUCCAAUUCAUCGAGACCAGAGUGAGGCAAGAGGUGCAUCAUUUGAGCCGGAAUCUCGCACACCGAGAACUCUAGUAACUAAUUGGCUUACGAGUAUGUCUUCUAACGCUGGACGUAAGGAACAAUCUCGAGAGCAUGAUGUUUUCUGGAAACGGAGUUGGGGUCGAAAGACGAAACCUAAAAUGGAAGGCUGGAUUUAAUGAAUUGGGAGAUGAAUGACAGGAAAAUGUUGAGUGGUUUUUGGUGGGGCGGUGUUAAUAUUGAUGUACUGAUGGUUAUGAAUGAUGAUUUGUUUAUGAAUAGUAAAUGUUUGGAGGGGUUGAUGAAUACCUAGCCUAGGCAGGUAACUGGAAAAUUGUAUGGAUGGCAAAAAAAGUGCUACUUUAGGAAGCGGAGCAUGGGGAAACUUGGACCACAAAUUCUUUCGGUAGACAGCUAGCUUGGACACAUAGUUUGUAAUGAUUAAUGAUACCUACCAGCUGUCAAUCUAUUCUCCACCAGCCAAAAAUGGCCAUUUCUCCCACUUUCAGUCGAGUCCUCAUG
This is a messenger RNA of Sclerotinia trifoliorum, 2274 nucleotides long. The record is from the annotation of a GenBank genome assembly. NCBI's taxonomy places the organism in Eukaryota, Fungi, Ascomycota, Leotiomycetes, Helotiales, Sclerotiniaceae.